AUGGAAAAUGCUAGCCAGCAACGUAUUCCGCAGUCCGUUCCGUUCUUCUUCAGACCUGAAACGCACCAGAAUCCUGAAACGUUUCAUUUACUGACUGAAAUUCCAGGCUUCUACAAGCCCCCUUUUAAUCCUCACUUCCCGUUCUGUUCAUUACCAUCACCUGCCCCUUUCUGUAGGCCUCAAUCGGUGGACAUCUCCAGCCUUUUCUUUAAGGAUGAACCCGCCAACACCUCACCGGAAUCCGAAACGAGAAGUCACCCGAAACUCGAAACUCGAUCAGACUCUCCUGUCCUCGACGGUAUAGCAGCUGUAGUUGGUCAACAUGUUCUCUUCGGCAGCAAACCAGCCGAGAAUACCGCAGCAGAAGAGUCCAACAAAGCCGAAACUUCGGCUUUCAUUUCGGGGUUUCAACGUUUGGGUUCAAAACACGAAGAUGACAAGCGAAACGACGUCGGGGAUUCGGUGCAGAAGAGCUACAGAGGAGUGAGAAAGAGGCCGUGGGGAAGGUGGUCGGCGGAGAUACGAGACCGCAUCGGGAGGUGCAGACAUUGGCUGGGUACAUUCGACACGGCGGAGGAGGCGGCGCGUGCUUACGACGCGGCGGCGAGGCGUCUGAGAGGUUCGAAGGCGAAAACCAACUUUGAAAUCCCAUCUGUGUUGCCAUUAUCACCUUCUUCUUCUUCAUCGGCUUGUUCGUCGAUUUCGACAUGUUCGGCGUUUGAUGUGAAGAGGAGAGGUAAAGGGGUGAAUAAAAGUUUAAAUAACAGUUGUAGGAGGAAAUGUGCGGUGGUAACAUCUGUGGCUCAUUUGUUUAGCUCGAGUAGUAUUGUUAAUGGAGGUAAUGGGUCGGUGGUGGAGCUUGAUUUGAAGUUGGGUGUGGGUUUUGAUGGGGGUAGUGAUGGUGAUAAGAAUGAUGGGUCUUCCAUGGCUGGUUAA
Molecule: messenger RNA, 936 nt
Organism: Carica papaya (papaya)
Lineage: Eukaryota; Viridiplantae; Streptophyta; Magnoliopsida; Brassicales; Caricaceae
Product: Integrase-type DNA-binding superfamily protein
Biological process (GO): regulation of DNA-templated transcription
Molecular function (GO): DNA binding; DNA-binding transcription factor activity
Source: RefSeq, a predicted model, not a curated record